Cyprinus carpio (common carp) is the source of this 5623-nucleotide messenger RNA. RefSeq names its product mucin-22. NCBI's taxonomy places the organism in Eukaryota, Metazoa, Chordata, Actinopteri, Cypriniformes, Cyprinidae. The record is from RefSeq and is a predicted model, not a curated record.
UGCAGCAGAAACAUUUACAACAACAGAGACUUCCACAAUCACUACUCCUGCUGAAACAUCCAUCACUAGUGGAGCAGAAAAAGCUACUACCAAAGAGAUUUCUACAGUCAUGAAUCCUGCUGAAACCUCCACUACUAGUGCAGCAGAAACUUCUACAACAACAGGGACUUCCAGAAUCCCAACAAUUCCUGUUGAAACAUACACCACUAGUACCACAGACACAUAUUUAACAACAGAGACUUCCACAAACCCAACAGUACCUGCUGAAACAUCCACCAAUAGUGCAGCAGAAACAUCUUUAACGACAGAGUCUUCCACAAUCCCAACAAUUCCUGCUGAAACAUCCACCACUAGUGCUGCAGUAACGUCUUCAACAGAGACUUCCACAAUCACAACAAUUCCUGCUGAAACCUUUACUAUCAGUGUAACAGAAACAUCUACAACAACAGAGACUUCCACAAUCAAGACUCCUGCUGAAACAUCCACCACUAGUGCAACAGAAACAUCUACAACAACAGAGACUUCCACAAUAAUGACAAUUGCUGAAACAUUAACCACUAGUGCAUCAGAAACAUCUACAACAACAGAGACUUCCACAGUCACUACUUCUGCUGAAAUAUCUACUAUCAGUGAAACAGAAACAUCUACAACAAAAGAGUCUUCAACAAUAAUGAUUCCUGCUGGAAACACCCACCACUACAGAAACAUCUACUCAACAGAGACUUUCACAAUCACGACUCCUGCUGAAACAUCCACCACUAGUGUAGCAGAAAUAUCUUCAACAACAGAGACUUCCACAAUCACAACAACGGUGGCUGAAACAUCGACUAUAAGUGUAGCAGAAAAAUCUUCGACAACAGAGGCUUCCACAAUCACAACAAUUCCCACUGAAACAUCCAUCACUAGGGCAACAGAAACAUCUUCAACAUCAGAGACUUCCACAAUCACAACAAUUCCUGCUGAAACAUCCACUAUUAGUGCAGCAGAAACAUCUACAACAACAGACACAUCCACAAUCACAGCAACUCCUGCUAAAACAUCCACCGCUAGUGCAACAGAAACAUCAUCAAUAACAAAGACUUCCACAAUCACUAUUACUGCUGAAAAAUCCGCCACUAGUGAACCAGAAACAUCUACAACAACAGAGACUUCCACAAUAACAACUCCUGCUGAAACAUCCACCAAGUGUAGCAGAAAUAUCUUCAACAACAGAGACUUCCACAAUCACAACUCCAUUCCUGCUGAAACAUUCAGCACUAGUGCAGCAGAAACAUCUACAAAAACAGAGACUUCCACAAUCACGACUCCUGCUGAAACAUCUACUAUCAAUGUAGCAGAAACAUCUACAAGAACAGUGACUUCCACAAUAAUGACUCCUGCUGAAACAUCCACUACUACUGCAGCAGAAACAUCUACAAGAACAGUGACUUCCACAAUAACGACUCCUGCUGAAACUUCCACUACUACUGCAGCAGAGAAUUCUAAAACCACAGAGACUUCAACAAUAACGAAACCUGCUGAAGCAUCCACCAUUAGUGAAUUUAAAAAAUCUACAACAACAGAGACUUCCACAAUCACAACAUUUCCUGCUGGAACAUCCACCACUAGUGUACCAGAAAUGACUACAACAACAGAGACUUCCACAAUCACAACAAUUCCUGCUGAAACCUCUACUAUCAUUGUAGCAGAAACAUAUACAACAAUAGAGACUUCCACAGUCACAACAAUUCCAGCUGAAACAUCCACUAUCAGUUUAGCAGAAACAUCUACAACAACAGAGACUUCAACAAUCACAACUACACCUGGAAAAUCUACCACUAGUGAAGCAGAAACAUCUAAUACAGAAAAGACUUCCACAAUCAAGAGUCUUGCUGAAACAUCCACCAUUAGUGUAGCAGAAAUAUCUUCAACAGCAGAGACUUCCACACUCACAACAACUGCGGUUGAAACAUCCACAAUUAGUGCAGCAGAAAUAUCUACAAGAACAGAUACUUCCACAAUUACAACAAUUCCUGCUGAAACACCCACCACUAGUGACACAGAAACGUCUUCAACAACAGAAACAUUAACAAUCACAACUACACCUGAAAUAUCCACCACUAGUGAGGCAGAAACAUCUAUUACAAAAGAGACUUCCACAAUCACGAGUCCUGCUGAAACAUCCACCAUUAGUGUUGCAGAAAUAUCUUCAACAACAGAGACAUCCACACUCACAACAUCUGCGGUUGAAACAUCCACAAUUAGUGCAGCAGAAACAUCUACAAGAACAGAUACUUCCACAAUCACAACAAUUCCUGCUGAAACCUCUACUAUCAGUGUAUCAGAAACAUCUACAACAACAGAGAGUUCCACAAUCACAACAAUUCCAGCUGAAAAAUCCACUAUCAGUUUAGCAGAAACAUCUAAAACAACAGAGACUUCCACAAUUACGAGUCCUGCUGAAAUAUCCACCAUUAGUGUAGCAGAAAUAUCUUCAACAACAGAGACUUCCACACUCACAACAAUUCCAGCUGGAACAUCCACUAUCAGUGCAGCAGAAAUAUCUACAACAGAGGCUUCAACAAUCACAAUAAUUCCAGCUGAAACAUCCACUACUAGUGCAGCAGAAACAUCUUCAACAACAGAGACUUCCACAAAAAUGACACCUGCUGAAACAUCCACCACUAGUGCAGCAGAAACAUCUAAAACAACAGAGACUUCCAAAAUCACUACUCCUGCUGAAACAUCAACCACUAAUGAAGCAGAAACAACUACUUCAAAAAAGUUUCAUUAUAAAGUAACGAUACUUCAUGAAUCAUCCACUAGUGGUGUAGUAGAAUCUUCUACAACAGAGGAUUCUUCAAUAAUAACAGUUGUUGAUGAUGAAUCAUCCACUAAACUCACAAUAAUUCCUGCUGAAACCGCUACUAUCAGUGUAGCAGAAACAUCUACAACAACAGAGAGUUCCACAAUCACAACAAUUCCAGCUGAAACAUCUACUAUCAGUGCACCAGAAAUAUCUAUAACAACAGAGACUUCAACAAUCACAAUAAUUCCAGCUGAAACAUCCACUACUAGUGCAGCAGAAACAUCUUCAACAACAGAGACUUCCACAAAAAUUACACCUGCUGAAACAUCCACCACUAGUGCAGCAGAAACAUCUACAACAACAGAGACUUCCACAAUCACUACUCCUGCUGAAACAUCAACCACUACUGAAGCAGAAACAUCUACUUCAAAAGAAACUUCCACAGUCCCAACAGAUCCUACUGAAUCAUCGACCACUAAUGCAGCAGAAACAUCCACAACAACAGAGACUUCAACAAUAACGACUCCUGCUGAAACAUCCACAACUAGUGCAGCAGAAACAUCUACAAGCACAGAGACUUCCACAAUAAUGACACCUGCUGAAACAUCCACCACUAGUGAAGUAGAAACAUCUACAACAACAGAGAGUUCCACAAUCACAACAAUUCCAGCUGAAACAUCCACCAUCAAUGCAGCAGAAUUACCUACAACAAAAGACACUUCAACGAUCACAAUAAUUCCAGCUGAAACAUCCACCACUAAUGCAGCAGAAACAUCUACAAGCACAGAGACUUCCACAAUAAUGACACCUGCUGAAACAUCCACCACUAGUAAACUAGACACAUCUACAACAACAGAGACUGAAACAUCUACAAGCACAGAGACUUCCACAAUAACGACACCUGCUGAAAAAUCCACCACUAGUAAAGUAGAAACAUCUACAACAACAGAGACUUCCACAAUCACAACAAUUCCUGCUGGAACAUCGACCACUGAUGUACCAGAAAUGACUUCAACAACAGAGACUUCCACAAUCACAAGAAUUCCUGCUGAAACCUCUACUAUCAUUGUAGCAGAAACAUAUACAGCAACAGAGACUUCAGCAAUCACAACUACACCUGAAAUAUCCUCCACUAGUGAAGCAGAAACAUUUACUACAAAAGAAACUUCCACAAUCACGAUUCCUUCUGAAACAUCCACCAUUAGUGUAGCAGAAAUAUCUUCAACAACAGAGACUUCCACAUUCACAACAACUGCGGUUGAAACAUCCACAAUUAGUGCAGCAGAAACAUCUACAAGAACUGAUACUUCCACAAUUACAACAAAUCCUGCUGAGACUUCCACCACUAGUGCAGCAGAAACAUCUUCAACAACAGAGAAUUCCACAAUCAAAACAAUUCCAGCUGAAACAUCCACCAUCAGUGCAGCAGAAAUAUCUACAACAACAGAGACUUCAAAAAUGACACCUGAUGAAACAUCCACCACUAGUGAAGUAGAAACAUCUACAACAACAGAGAGUUCCGCAAUCACAACAAUUCCAGCUGAAACAUCCACCAUCAGUGCAGCAGAAAUAUCUACAACAAAAGAGACUUCAACGAUCACAAUAAUUCCAGCUGAAACAUUCACUACUAGUGCAGCAGAAACAUCUUCAACAACAGAGACUUCCACAAUCACUACUCCUGCUGUAACAUCAACCACUACUGAAGCAGAAAUAUCUACUUCAAAAGAGACUUCCACAAUAACGACUCCUGCUGAAACAUCCACAACUAGUGCAGCAGAAACAUCUACAAGCACACAGACUUCCAGAAAUAACGACACCUGCUAAACAUCCACCACUAGUAAAGUAGAAACAUCUACAACAACAGAGACUUCCACAAUCACAACAAUUUCUGCUGGAACAUCGACCACUAAUGUACCAGAAAUGACUUCAACAACAGAGACUUCCACAAUCACAACAAUUCCUGCUGAAACAUCUACCAUUAGUGCUAUGGAAACUUCUUUAACAACAGAGACUUCCACACUCACAACAGUUGCUGUUGAAACAUCCACCACUAGUGACGCAGAAACGUCUUCAAAAACAGACACUUCCACAAUCACAACAAUUCCUGCUGAAACCUCUACUAUCAGUGUAGUAAAAACAUAUACAACAACAGAGAGAUCCACAAUCACAACAAUUCCAGCUGAAACAUCCACCAUCAGUGCAGCAGAAAUAUCUACAACAACAGAGACUUCAACGAUCACAAUAAUUCCAAUGACGACUCCUGCUGAAACAUCCACAACUAGUGCAGCAGAAACAUCUACAAGCACACAGACUUCCAGAAUAACGACACCUGCUGAAACAUCCACCACUAGUAAAGUUGAAACAUCUACAACAACAGAGACUUCCACAAUCACAACCAUUUUCACAACAAUUCCAGCUGAAACAUCCACUAUCAGUUUAGCAGUAACAUCUACAACAACAGAGACUUCAACAAUCACAACUACACCUGAAAUAUCCUCCACUAGUGAAGCAGAAACAUCUACUAAAAAAGAGACUUCCAAAAUCAUGAGUCCUGCUGAAACAUCCACCGCAGAAACAUCUACAAGCACAGAGACUUCCACAAUAACGACACCUGCUGAAAAAUCCACCACUAGUAAAGUAGAAACAUCUACAACAACAGAGACUUCCACAAUCACAACAAUUCCUGCUGGAACAUCGACCACUGAUUUACCAGAAAUGACUUCAACAACAGAGACUUCCACAAUCACAACAAUUCCUGCUGAAACAUCCACCAUCAGUGCAGCAGAAAUAUCUACAACAAAAGAGACUUCCACAAUCACAACAAUUCCAGCUGAA